GAUUUGCGACGAAUCUAAAAUGAAGUAAACAAUUUUUUAUUUGUCGUCUGGAAGGAAUUGGACGGUUUAAAUCAUUUUGAAAUGUUCUAGAAUUAUAAUUUUUGUCAAUUAUGAAAGAAAAAUUCCUCUUUUAUUUAUGCAUUCAUUUUUUAAAAUUUUUCUAAAGGCUCUUUACCAUAAAAUUAUAUUGUCCUUUUAGAAUGUUCCAGACUAAUAGGCCUAUGAUGUAGUUUUUUAUCACCUGUCUCACCGGAGCAUUUUGAGUUUUACUCAUAAAAUUUUGACAUGUUGAGGAGUGUUUGCCAAAGUAUAUAUAAGGAGAAGAAAAUUUCUCUCUUCACUUCAUAUGGCCCACUACUGUUCUUAACGUAAACAGUUAAGCGUGGAAUGGAGCCAUUGAUGAAUAACUACAAGACUUGGAAGAUCACGAUCGUUGGUUGCGGCAGCACCGGCUGUAAGAUCGCGGGCUACUUCAUUAACAAUGGAUGGGAUGUUAAACUAUUCGACCGUUCUCCAACUGUUAUUCGUAACGUGUGGAAGAUGGUUCAAUCCGAUAUAGAGUAUAAGUUUGCUCGCAACCGUUUUGCUGGUACCUGUACAGGCGGUUUAAUUUGCGCUAAUGACAUUGCUGACGCAGUCAGGCAUGCUGAUUUAGUUAUUGAGGCCAUUGAAGAUGAACUUCUAUCUAAGCAAAAUCUAUUUGAAAUCUUAGGUCGUCAUUGUAAGCCAAAUGCCAUUUUGGCGACUACAACGCACCAAUAUGAUAUUUCUCAAAUUGCUGAAAAUACGCGUAAUAAAGAUCGUGUUAUGGGUAUACAAUUUAUGUGUCCUAUUUACGAUAAUCCUGAAGUAAUGGUCACUCCUGCUAGAGAGACUUCGGAGGAGAAGAUAAAUAUUAUUAGCAACUUCCUCUCAAAUUUGGGAAAGCGAGUAGAAGUAAAUCAUUGGUCUAUUUUUUCGGGUAGAACUGUUGAAAAUGAAGAUCCUGAUGUUUUGUGGUCACAUAUUAAUAGAGUUUUAUCUCUUCAAAUGAGAUCACCAAAUUCGGGAAGUUUACCUGGAAUUCCUUUUCCAUUACCGAAUUUGAAUCCAAUUCCGAAUACGAAUAUGAAUACGAAUACGAAUAUGAAUAUGAAUAUGAAUACGAAUAUGAAUACGAAUACGAAUAUAAACACUAAUCCAACUACUAGUUCUAUUCCAAGAACCUUAUCGAGUCAGACCCCGAAUCUUGGUGUGAAUGCGAAUUUGGGCAUGAAUACGAAUCAAAAUCGAAGUCGUAUUCUCAAUUCCAACGAAGAAUUAUCUUCACUAUUGACUCGGGUGUUUGGCUCUUCAGAAGCGCUUCCAACGUUACCACCAUUUCCUCAGCUAGGUGCUCCUGGAACGCUUCCACCGUUACCACCAUUGUCACUACUACCUGAGCUAGCUAGACUGACUAACAGGGCUCCAACGACGGCUCCAACGGCGGCUCCAACGACGGCUCCAAAGGCAUCCCGGCCCGUUCCUCACAUGGAUUGGACUUGCGAGGAUGAAGAUAAAGACGACGAGGCGGUUGGCAAGCCACCUCAAGAAUGUAGUAUAUGUUUGGAAAAGCCAAGAAAUUGUUUGUUCAAUCCUUGUCAUCAUAUUGUGUCAUGCACAAAAUGCGCUGGUAUACUCUUGAGGAACGGGGCCGGGUGCCCUUUAUGCCGUCAAGUAGUCUCGAAUGCUGUUAAGGUUUACUUUGGUUAGACAAUUUUGUGAAGUUUCUAGUAACGUCUAUCUGUUUUUUUUUUUUGGAAAGUUUAGAAAUAUCUAAUAUUCCUUUUUAUUAUCUCAUGAAUAUUUAUAAGAAAAAAAGAAGGAUUUUAUUUUCUUUUUUGUUAGGUAUGAAAAAAAUAUUCAGAUAAAUAAUUCAAUUCUUUCUAUUUUUGGUUAUUGACCCAAUUUAAAAAAAAAAAAUGUAUAGUUUUGUUAAUUGGAUUUAAUAGAGUGUAUUAAGAAAAGAAGAAAUGAAAAAAAAAAUCUAUAACUACGUGUAGUUAAGCAAAUUAUAUAUUAUGUUCUAUUGUAAUAUAUAGUUGUUUAUGUUUUUGAUUCGUUUUCGUUUGGAAAAUGUAAAAGAAACAAAAAAGAGAAUGUGUUAUGAAUUUUUGUAUGUUCUAUUAUGUAUUUUUGUUUAUCUUUUUCAUGUCCUAUAAGUUUGAAAGUUGUUGAAGAGAUGUUAUAUUGAAUAAACUUGAGAAAGGUAACUUUAUCUAAAAUUGCCUUUCUCUUCUUGACAACUAU
Messenger RNA from Dimorphilus gyrociliatus, 2268 nucleotides. Lineage: Eukaryota; Metazoa; Annelida; Polychaeta; Dinophilidae. The record is from the annotation of a GenBank genome assembly.